CACACUUUCUCCCCGCCAACUGCAGGAAUGAGCGAGGUGUCGACGGAGGCCGUAAUGACUGGAGCGGCCAUCGACAGCUACACUGAGGAAGAGUCGAAGGACAAGCUGUCCUCUAUGCCAUCCAGAACUGCGGUGCAAAGCAAGGAGCCCAACGAGGCGGAUCAGGACGACAUUGGCGAGAUCGCGAUCACAGAAGACAUGACUGGCCCGCCGUUGGACAUUGAAACCAUCGAAGCGGGAUUUCAUUUCCAGGACAUUGACUACUUCAUGUACAAGGUCCAGCGAUAUGCGCAAGAGAAGGGGUUUAUCGCGUCCAAAGACGGCAAGUUCUUUUCGUGGCGGAAUCCGCACCCCGUCCACCCUGAAAAUUACAAGUUGCUGCAGCGCACGACCAUCUACUGCAGCAACAAGGACCCGAAUGUUGGCACGAAGCCGCCUCCUAGGUUUGCGAGGGCGUGUCCGUGGAAGAUCCGCAUCUUGUACGACCGCGGCACCCUCGACUACAUGGUCACGGACAUCUCACUCGAACACAACCACGACAUUGGCGACCCGCGAGGAGCCCCCACGUACCCAAAUCACUCCCCGAAUGACAAUGACCCUGUGAUUGACUUGUCCGCAUCCCCAUCUGGCGAAAAACCUCCUGCGUCGGCCCCAUAUUCGCUUCCUCAACCCCCGGGCACGGUGCUCAUGGGAAGGUUCCGACUCGACGCGACGGGGUCCGUGGCAUCUCUCAGUCCCACAGCCCACCAACGUAGGUCGACCAACCAAUCCAAGCGCAAGUACGACAACCCGCCUGGUAUCGCGCCAGCCCCUCAGAGACCGUAUUACGAUCCGAAUCGCGAAACUGCCAAGGGCCAUGCGAUUCCCGCCCAGACCCGACGACCCCCCGCGCCGCGUCCGUCGACGUACGUCGCCCCAUCUUCUUUGGCCCCCCAUCCUGCUUCGCGAAACCACCCUUCGCCUUCAUCGGGACCCCCUCAUCAACACUCGCACCCCCAGAACAUAUAUCCCCCCACAGGAGUUCCCAACUACGGGCCCCCCCGUCGUGGCCCCCCCGGACGUCCCCCGUACGAGAACGAGCAUCAGCCUCGUGGGUAUCCCGCUGAAACCGCCGCCCGCAACCAGCAGCAAGAUUUUUCGCUGCUGUUGGCCCAAGAGAACAUGACCAUCCAACGUCGCGAAGUGGAAAUGAAGUGGGAACUGGAGCGCCAGCAAAUCCAAGACAUGGAAUUGCGGCGGGAAAUGGAAAAGCAGCGGUUCUUUGUCGAGCUGCAGCAACACGAACGCCUCGAAAAAGAGGCCGCGGCCAACCAGCGCAUUCUCGACUCGAAAGCCAAGGAAGCGGAAAUGAUGCUUCGUGUCAACAAGUUAAAGGCGCGACAAGAGCUUGUCAAUGCAGGCGUGCCCAUUGACGAAAUUGACAAGGUCUUGGGGACGGACGCUUAAGUUGUACAGUACCAGUGCGGACGUGUCCAAAUGAUGAAAUUAAUUGGAGUGUGUACGAUAAUCCUGUGUCAGCCAGUAAUAAUAGUUGAGCCAAUAACAAGUUCACUACUCCGUAA
Molecule: messenger RNA, 1562 nt
Organism: Aphanomyces astaci
Lineage: Eukaryota; Oomycota; Saprolegniomycetes; Saprolegniales; Verrucalvaceae
Exons: 1
Coding region: 28-1446 (472 amino acids)
Source: RefSeq, a predicted model, not a curated record